AUGCCGCUCUACAACUUCAAACAGAUGCACGUGGUGCCCAGCGCCGCGGCCUUCAUCGACAUCGUCCUGUCCCGCACGCAGCGCCAGACGCCCACGGUGUGCCGCAGCGGCUGGAAGAUCAGCCGCGUGCGCCAGUUCUACAUGCGCAAGGUGAAGCACACGCAGCAGACCUGGCACGAGGCCCUGACGCAGAUCCUGGAGGACUUCCCGCGCGUGGACGACAUCCACCCCUUCUACGGGGAUCUGUUGAACGUGCUGUACGACAAGGACCACUACAAGCUCGCGCUGGGGCAGCUGAACGUCGCCAGGAGCCUGAUCGACAAGCUGGCGCAAGACUACAUCAGGCUGCUUAAAUAUGGGGACUCCCUAUAUAGAUGCAAAUGCUUGAAGCGAGCUGCACUGGGACGGAUGGUCACUCUGAUGAAACGCCAGGCAGCAUCACUGAAGUACCUGGAGCAGGUUCGACAGCACAUGUCCAGGUUGCCUUCAGUUGAUCCCAACGUCCGCACACUCCUCAUGUGUGGCUAUCCUAAUGUGGGCAAGAGCAGCUUCAUGAACCUGGUGACAAGGGCAGACGUAGAGGUGGAACCCUAUGCCUUUACCACCAAGUCGCUGUAUGUGGGCCACAUGGACUAUAGGUACCUCAGGUGGCAGGUGAUCGACACGCCAGGCCUGCUGGACAGGCCCCUGGAGGAUAGGAAUACCAUCGAGAUGCAGAGCAUUACUGCACUUGCGCACCUGCGCGCUGCCAUCUUGUAUAUCGUCGACAUCUCAGAGGAAUGUGGAUACUCCAUUGCCCAGCAGGCUGCCCUGUUCCAUUCUAUCAAGCCCCUGUUCGUUAACAAGCCAGUGCUCAUUGUAUGCAACAAAAUCGAUGUGACUAGCAUGGAGAGCCUUGGAGAGAAGGACCAAAAGAUUUUGACAGAGAUGGCCAAGGAGGCUGGCAGAUUAGGAUUAUCAGGUGCAUUCCUGGAGCAUAGUGCUGAUGGCUACAAGGGGUCACUCCUGUCCAUGACAACCUUGAAGGAGGAUGGAGUGAUGGCUGUGCGCAAUACUGCCUGCGAUCAGCUUCUGGAGCAUCGGGUCGAGGCAAAAAUGAAGGGAAAGCGCUUCGGCGAUGUGCUCAACCGCAUCCGUGUUGCCAUGCCUAACUCAGGCAUAAACCCUGAUCGGCCACCAGUCAUCCCAUCGAGCGUGACGCAAGCGCAGGCGAUGGAUGAGGACAACCAGAAGAAGACGGAAAAGGACCUCCAAGAAGAGAGAGGUGGUGCUGGCGUCUACUCUGCUGACUUUCACAAGCACUACCUGUUGGAGAACGAUUCCUGGAAGUACGACAUCAUGCCAGAGAUAUGGGAUGGGCACAACAUUAUCGACUUUGUUGAUGCUGACAUUGAUGCAAAACUGGAGGAGCUCCAGCAGGAGGAAGAGGAACUACUGGCCAAGUUUGAGCGCCAACGAGCACAGUUUGGGGGCAUCCCGGAGCUCACAGCUGAGGAGCGUUCCCUGCUUGAAGACAUCCGUGCAAGGAAAGCAAAAAUCAUUGCGGACCAUCGCCGUGCAAAGGCCGUGGCAGACAACCGUGGCGUCAUUCCCAAAAAACACAAUACUGAUGGCUCACUGAACACCUCUGGAAUGAGGCGCUCCCUUGAGAGAAUGGGAAUGGACCCUUCACUUGCAGUAGAGCGCGCUCGUCGCCAGUCACGGGGAAGGUCAGCCGACAGGUCAAGAAAUGCAAGCAGUCGUGCCGCUGGUGCAGAGGAUGAAGAGAUGGAAGACGUGCCAGAGGCCAUGAAACGCGUUCACAGCACCAAGUCAAGGUCCAUGUCGCGUGGCCGUUCGCUGUCCCUGAUGGCUCCGAAGAAGGGUUCUGGGCUGAAGGAUGUCGCCAUCAAGAACAAGGCUCUGAAAAUGGCGGAUCGCGCACAGAGGAGGAUGAACAAGUUGGCCCGGCGGGGCGAGGCCGAUCGGCACAUACCAUGCCUGAGACCCAAGCACCUGUUAACGGGAACGCGCGGCAUUGGCAAGAACCAGCGCAGAUGA
This is a messenger RNA of Ostreobium quekettii, 2040 nucleotides long. The record is from the annotation of a GenBank genome assembly. Lineage: Eukaryota; Viridiplantae; Chlorophyta; Ulvophyceae; Bryopsidales; Ostreobiaceae.